Messenger RNA from Sesamum indicum (sesame), 3096 nucleotides. Its product is annotated as DNA mismatch repair protein MutS, type 2. Gene Ontology annotation, biological process: negative regulation of DNA recombination; mismatch repair. The record is from RefSeq and is a predicted model, not a curated record. Lineage: Eukaryota; Viridiplantae; Streptophyta; Magnoliopsida; Lamiales; Pedaliaceae. Gene Ontology annotation, molecular function: mismatched DNA binding; ATP binding; ATP hydrolysis activity.
UUUCCGGCGAGGCAGCCUAAUCCAAAUUCAUUUCCCUCCUUUUAUCUCUAUUCCUCUUCAGCCUCACCAUUUGGACAUGCACGAUGCCUUCAUUCCCACAUCUCCAGAAAUUUUCUCUCUCGAUCACAACUCUCGGCAGUUCUACCACCGCCACCAGCACAGCCACUUGCACCACCGCUCAAUUUGUUCAAUUUCAGUUCGGUACUUCUCGAUUCCUCAGCAAAAGUAUAGUGGCAGUAGCAGCAGCUUCCGGCGGCUAUAGCAUGAAUGAACACCAGCCGUCGGUAGUUCUAGACAGUCUUAGAGUUUUGCAGUGGGAUCAGCUCUGUGACUGCGUCGCUUCCUUCGCCGGUACUUCACUCGGCAAACAAGCCGUCAAGGAGCAACUAUGGAAUCUGGAUAAAGCAUAUGAAGAUAGCGUAAGGCUACUGGAGGAGACUAGUGCGGCUGUGGAGAUGCAGAAAUAUGGUGCCAUGAUGGAGUUUUCUGGCAUCGAUGUUUCUUUGGUGGAAUCUGGCAUAAAAUGUGCUCGCAGGGGAUUCCCUGUGAGUGGGAGUGAAGCAAUGGCACUCGUAACCCUUCUGCAAUUUGCAGAUGCAUUGCAGUUAAAUGUCAAAGCUGCGAUAAAGGACGAUUCAGAUUGGUUUAGGAGGUUUAUGCCUCUAUCAGAAAUGAUUAUGGAAUUAGUUAUAAGUCAGCCUUUGAUUAAAUUUAUAGAACAAUUGGUAGAUGAAGAUGGCUCAGUAAAAGAUUCAGCGAGUUCAAACUUGAGACAUGCGCGUGAUCAAGUUCGUUUUCUUGAGAGAAAGUUGUACCAGUUGAUGGAAAGCAUGAUCAGAAAUGAAACAAAAGAAACAUCAACUCUGGAAAUAUGUAAUCUUGAUGGCAGAUGGUGCAUAAAGUCGGGCGCUAGGAUGCGCCCAGCUUUUGAGGGACUGUUGCUGGCAAGUGAUUCAGGUGUAGGAAGCGUUGUUGAACCAGUCUCUGCUGUUCCACUAAAUGAUGAGCUGCAACAAGCAAGAGCAUCUGCAGCAAAGGCUGAAGCUGAGGUGCUCUUAAAGAUUACCAAGAAGAUGCAAGUGGAUCUUGAUGAAAUUGAAAAUGUGUUCAGCAUCAUGAUUCAGAUAGACAUGAUCAAUGCUAGAGCACGAUAUAGUCUUUCCUUUGAGGGUUCAUGUCCGGAUCUGUAUUUACAACAAGAUGAAGAUGGCAUUAUUAACGAUGAAGCUUCUGGAGAGGACAAAAUCUCAACAGUACCACAACUGACUGGGAAUAAGUGGACUUUAUAUUUGCCUAAAGCUUAUCAUCCAUUAUUGCUUCAACGGCAUCGUAUAAAUCUGCAAAUGGCCAUGAAGGAUCUCAGUAAUGCGAAUGCUGAAAUGAGGAGGAGAAAACAGCUACGAGGACUUGCAAAGGGGGAAGAAGAAAAAAAUUUGAACUCAUUGCAAAUGCAGGUUGCUACGCUGAAACAAGCUCUUCCAGUCCCUUUUGACAUAUUUAUUGCACAGAAUAAUAGAGUUCUUGUUAUAACUGGCCCUAAUACUGGAGGCAAAACCAUUUGCCUGAAGACAGUUGGGUUGGCUGCUAUGAUGGCAAAAUCAGGUCUAUAUGUCUUGGCUUCAGAACCAGCAAGGAUUCCCUGGUUUGAUUUUGUACUUGCUGAUAUUGGCGAUGAGCAAUCUCUAUCUCAAUCGCUGUCCACCUUUUCUGGCCAUCUGAAACAAAUUAGUGAAAUCAGGUCCCUGUCAACUAGUCUGUCAUUGGUACUCUUGGAUGAGGUAGGUGCUGGAACAAAUCCAUUAGAAGGAGCUGCCCUGGGAAUGUCAUUGCUGGAGUCUUUUGCUGAUGGUGGUGCCUGGUUGACAAUAGCAACUACACAUCAUGGAGAACUCAAAACUCUCAAAUACAGCAACAAUGCCUUUGAAAAUGCUUGUAUGGAGUUUGAUGAAGUGAACUUGAAGCCUACCUACAGGAUCCUUUGGGGAGUACCAGGACGUUCAAAUGCAAUCAAUAUCGCUGAGAGGCUUGGACUGCCUGUUGAAAUUUUGGAUAAUGCGCGUGAACUAUAUGGAGCAGCUAGCGCGGAAAUCAACGAGGUGAUAGUUGAUAUGGAGAGAUUUAAGCAGGAUUAUCAUAAUAAGAUCCAUGAGGCUCAGCACUACAUGAGGCUCUCCAGGAAACUUCACCAGAGUCUACUCUUGACCAGAAAGAGAUUGAUGGAACAUGGCAUGGAGGAAAGAUACAGGAUGAUGCAAGAAAUAUCCGGAGCAGCAGCCUCAGCACGUUCCAUCACUCAUAAGAAAGUGCGGGAAUCUCGAUCAGUUCGUAUUCAACCAUCCAAGCAAAUAAAAGCAGAUAAGGAUAGGCCGAAUUCGACAUCCAUUCAUCUACAUGCUCCUGCAGAAAAAAAUGGAAUUUCUCCAGUGACUGACACUGCAUGCUCCAUGGAUAAUGCCAAGCCAUCAAUUACAGAUAAGAAGCUUGAACUUCCAAAGGUUGGGGACCUGGUGAAUGUGCCUUCUCUGAAUAAGAAAGCAACAGUUUUGAAGUUGGAUCUAUCCAAAGAAGAACUAGUAGUUCAAGCUGGUAACUUGAAGUUGAAGUUAAAACUGGCUGAUAUUGUGACCUGAUAAAGUUUGCAGAAGAUUUCAUGAUCUCAAAGAAUUACGGGUAGAUUUCUUUUUUCAUUUUGUUUUUCCUUCUUUUUAAUCCCUCUUGCUGGUUAGGAUAUUUAGUUAUGUUAGGAACAUGAGAUAUUCUUGUGUAGUUUUGGGUCUUAUCAUAAUCCUUAAUAUCUGUCUUUCUCUUGAUUAAUUGUUAUUUAUACCUGUUUAAUCUCUAUCUUAGAGACAGGGAGAUACACUCACAUAUGCACUGUCUCAUGCAUUCACUGGCAAAACAUAUUCAUCUUUGCUUAAGACUUAUUUAGUUAAAUCUAGUCUCUAGGAAGACCUUUGACUAAUCUGCAUCAUUCAGACCUCGGCCCCUAGACUAUCAAACACUGAAUUAAGUUCAGAUACAGUUCAAUCUCAAUACAAGAUAAUCUGUGGAGUAAAUUGUUUGGCUCAACUUGAUUUAUUUACAAUAUACUUUACA